Messenger RNA from Rhodotorula graminis WP1, 696 nucleotides. RefSeq lists its product as uncharacterized. The record is from RefSeq and is a predicted model, not a curated record. Lineage: Eukaryota; Fungi; Basidiomycota; Microbotryomycetes; Sporidiobolales; Sporidiobolaceae. Gene Ontology annotation, biological process: protein folding in endoplasmic reticulum. Bases 4 to 624 code for a protein of 206 amino acids. Gene Ontology annotation, cellular component: EMC complex. The transcript is spliced from 6 exons.
ACCAUGUCGACCCUCGCCAGUACGAGCCGCUGGACCCUCGACUAUACCACCGCAGAGUCGUCUCGUUCGUCAGUCCGCGACCCUCCCGGCUACUCGCCGCAGCUCAGCGUAAAGGACCGCGCAAAAGCCGCCAACGUCGUCACCUCAAAGCGGCCCGAGGUCGACCUCAACGAGCUCCGCCAGGCCAAAGCUUGGGAGCUCGCCCUCGCUCCAGCCAAGGCUGUACCCAUGCAGGCGUUCAUGAUGUACAUGUCGGGCGGCGGCAUCCAGAUCUUCAGCAUCAUGAGCGUCUGGUUCCUCCUCAAGCAGGCCGUCAGCGGCAUGAUGGGCGUCGACAAGGCCUUUGCGCCGUUCGAGGCAGCGUCCAAGGCCAAGGUCGGUGCGCCCAAGGUCGAGCCGCAGUCGUUCCUCGAGCAGAAGAUCGUCUACGUGAUCUGCCAGUUUGGCCUCCUUGCCGUCGGACUAUGGAAGUGCAACUCGAUGGGCAUCCUCCCGACCUCGGCCGAGGACUGGGCGCCCGUUUUCGGUCACUUUGCGGGCGCCGGGCCUGUCGACGCACCCGCCCCGGGCUUCAUGCCGAUCAAGGUCGUCCCUGCGCCGCCUCUCUCGAGCGCUGUCGCGUAGCAGAGCGAGCUUGUCGUAGAUCUCUCUGCCCCCCUCUCCUUCUCGUCCUGCAAGACUAUCCUGUACCGGCUC